GGGUUAUUUUGUGUCAAAAUGGUUAUUGUUCCUUUGCUGAUAACAUCGCUGCCACUUGUCACUCCCAAGCAGGUGUAGGCAUUGACAAAUACCUGGUAUAAAUUUCAGUAUAUUUUAUUUUUGUUUCCUUACAGGAGAUAAGUUUACUCCCAGGCACCCAUGGAUAGGCUUGAAGGGUAUUAUUUUUCCUCCCUUUUCAGCAGCAGUUUUCUGCUCUCCAGCAUACUGUUCUCUAAAAUAAGUAGAGAACAGAGAGAUCCAUACAUGGAUGAAAUCUUUCACAUACCACAGGCCCAGCACUACUGCCAUGGACACUUUAAUAAGUGGGAUCCCAUGAUCACAACGUUACCUGGCUUGUACCUGGCGUCGGUGGGCAUAGUGAAGCCUGUGGCUUGGCUCUUUGCAUGGAGCGAAAGUGUUGUCUGCUCCCCUGGGAUGCUGCGCUUUGUAAACCUUCUUUUUAGCCUUGGCAAUCUAUAUAUCUUGUAUCUAAUUAUUUGUAGGAUACACUACAAGCAGAAUGUUUCAAGUUUUAGAAGAAUCCUGUCUACCCUUAAUUUAUAUGUCUUUCCGACUUUAUAUUUCUUUACGUUCCUCUACUAUACAGACACUGGAUCCACCUUUUUUAUUCUGUUUACGUACUUAAUGUGUCUUUAUGGAAACCAUAAAAGUGCUGCCCUUUUAGGGUUCUGUGCAUUCUGUUUCCGUCAAACAAAUAUCAUAUGGGUCAUUUUUUGUGCUGGAAAUGUUAUUUCGGAAAAGCUAACAGAAGAAUGGAAGAGCCAUUUGAAGAAGAAGAGAGAUGAGAAGCCUGUGGAAAAAGGCCAGUUUUCAGAAACUGUAGACCUUGUAAUGUUUGUUGUUCGUUACUCCAUGUCCUUCAAAAAUGUGUUGAGACUUAUUGUGUUAACAUGGCCUUACAUCACCUUAGUUAUUUCUUUCUUGGGUUUUGUUAUUGUUAAUGGUGGAAUAGUCGUAGGAGACCGAAGCAACCAUGAAGCUUGUUUAAACUUUCCCCAGGUGUUUUACUUCCUCUCUUUUACCCUUGUUUUUUCCUUUCCACACCUUAUUUCUACACAAAAAAAAUCAGACUUCGUUAGGUCUAUAACAAGACAUCCUCUCUUAUACAUUGGAUUAACCACCAUAUCUUUAUUUCUUAUCUGGAAAUUCACUUAUGUGCACAAGUACUUGCUGGCAGACAACAGGCACUACCCUUUCUAUGUCUGGAAGAAAAUAUUCCAGAGACAUGAGCUGGUCAAAUAUGUUCUAGUUCCGGGCUAUAUUUUUGCUGCUUGGACCUUCACUGAUGCUCUGAAGGGGAAGUCAGUGUUGUGGCUCUUGAUGUUUUCUGUCUGUUUACUCUUUGCUACGGUCCCUCAGAAGUUGCUGGAGUUUCGUUACUUCAUCCUGCCAUAUCUCAUCUUCAGGCUAAAUAUACACAUACCUUCUGUAAGAAAGCUCCUUCUUGAGCUGGUUCUUUAUAUCACUGUGAACAUAGCAACUUUCCACCUGUUUUUAAAUAAAACCUUUCACUGGCCUGAUAGUGAGGACAUUCAGAGGUUUAUGUGGUAAACUGAUGGACCAUGCUUUGG
This is a messenger RNA of Spea bombifrons (plains spadefoot toad), 1592 nucleotides long. It is a transcript of the gene ALG10, whose product is annotated as ALG10 alpha-1,2-glucosyltransferase. NCBI's taxonomy places the organism in Eukaryota, Metazoa, Chordata, Amphibia, Anura, Pelobatidae. Gene Ontology annotation, biological process: protein N-linked glycosylation; dolichol-linked oligosaccharide biosynthetic process. The transcript has 3 exons. Gene Ontology annotation, cellular component: endoplasmic reticulum. The record is from RefSeq and is a predicted model, not a curated record. The coding region runs from base 160 to 1572 and encodes 470 amino acids. Gene Ontology annotation, molecular function: dolichyl pyrophosphate Glc2Man9GlcNAc2 alpha-1,2-glucosyltransferase activity.